Molecule: messenger RNA, 1921 nt
Organism: Opisthorchis viverrini
Lineage: Eukaryota; Metazoa; Platyhelminthes; Trematoda; Opisthorchiida; Opisthorchiidae
Exons: 4
Coding region: 1-1734 (577 amino acids)
Source: RefSeq, a predicted model, not a curated record
AUGUGGAGUAAUCUAUUUUCUAUCUGGGUGUGUUUCUCACUUUGCUUUCGCCGGAUCGAUGCUGAUGAUGAACGGUUUUCAGGGACCCAGUCGCAUUUGCAGCACUCUCUUCCACAUGAACAAAUGCAGCACAUAAAUUCAGAUAUCGGGAAAGAACAACGCCAUGCAACUGGAACUGAAUUCCAGGGUGGGCAACCAAAUAUCGAUCAACGUGUCCAACAGCCUCCGCAGUACCAUGAACCACCAUUAUCGUCUGAUGUUUCACGAACAAAUGAUCCACAUAGAACUGCUCCCACUGCAACUCAACACAUUCAUGUCCCACCCGAUUCCCAACCCUCGCAGGUUAGCGGCAGCUCUUCAGCACAUUACGUGGCUCGUCCGAGUGAUACUAGGGCUGCUGCAGACAUGAAUGCGGACAGUCCCGGUUUCCAACAUGCAACGGUGGCGCGUCACGAAGGUCAACGACUUCCUUAUCGGCAAACCGAGUUCCAUAGUGAAUCCCAUGGUUCAUCCCCUUCAUACUCACAGCAGGUUAAUGUGGAUAACAUGCAUACAGGGGGAAAUGUUGAUAUGCGGCUAGAUUUAGAUGAUCAAGGACAACAAAACCCUGCUGCUAGCCAGCUGCAUCCCUCUGAUCGGUUUCAUGACCAGAAUGCCAAAUUUGACGCCGUAAGGUCGCACGACACGAUUCCGCCACAAACUGUUCGCCAGCAUAAAGUGCAUGAACCCUCUGAGUCGCAUCACCCGGAAGGGCGUACCGCAAGUCAGCUUCGUGAAAGCCAUCAGCCUGAACACUGGGAAAGGGACGGUUUGCCCGUUUCUUUCGGUUCAAGCAGUGAUUUCAUCCACAAAAGAGCAUCUGAUGACCAUCAACUAGACUCCGCGCCCGACCUCUACAAUCAGUUCCGGCAUAGCCAUGAAACGGACGAGCGUCAGGCUCCUAGGCAAGGAGAAGUCCCACAACGUCGUUCAAAUAUACCCCGUGAACUUCAGCUAGACGACACUUAUGUAUUCCCCUCGGCCGAUGAGGACCGACGUGGUCGUUCUUUAUCUGAUGACUUUGUUUCUAUGACGUUGAUUGUCAGUCCUGGAAUAAAGGAGUGUGUUUUCUACGUGCCGAUCUCAAACUUCAUUCUGGAUUAUCAGGUUAUUCGCGGUGGACUUAUAGAUGUCGGCCUAUUUGUAAAAGAUCCCCAAGGCGAACCGAUUGCCACAAGACCGCCGUCACCAGAUGCCACAGUUUCCAUCAAAGUCCCACCACAUUUUCAACUGAGACCUUACGCUAUCUGCUUCGAUAACAGGAAAGCAAGUUAUGCCGAUAAACAUGUUUCAUUUUCCAUCGAUGUGGAUUUGAACUGGGACAACCCAUCUAGUGCCGAACGUGCUGUGAUCGAGGCACUCCACAAGAGUUCUUUUGCUGAUGCACAAACUGAGGCUAUGGAUGCGCAGUACAUGGAGAGUUGGAAGGCUUUGAGUGAUCGGAUGGAAAGCUUGUUUGGACGGUUAAGACGCAUCGAACAUUUACAACAGAAGACGGAUAAUUUUGCCUCUGUUGACAAAGCAUUAAUGGAAGCGAAUGGAGAGCGUGUUCUGCGUGGUUCCUUGGUCCAGAUAUUCAUCUUGCUUACUGUAGCUGGUAUUCAAACCCUACUUAUUCGCGCUUUUUUCGACUUCAACAGUCGUUUCUACCGAGUAUGGUUCGGCAGACGAUCAGCAACCAGCGCCCGAUGUUGACUUUGCCAUUCUAGUCUCCUUUUCUGUUUUUUCGACGCCGCCAUUCAUGUUGCUGCUCCCGUCUUUCUUCGCCUAUUGAAAUACUCACAAUCCCGAGCUUCCGUGAUGUUAUACCGUUUGUUGUUCGUUUCGUUGGUCGAGUUUUCCCACAUCAUGAGUGCAAUGUCAAAUUCCAUAUCAAAUAAAC